Messenger RNA from Megalobrama amblycephala (Wuchang bream), 10277 nucleotides. Its product is annotated as mucin-2-like. NCBI's taxonomy places the organism in Eukaryota, Metazoa, Chordata, Actinopteri, Cypriniformes, Xenocyprididae. The record is from RefSeq and is a predicted model, not a curated record. Bases 1161 to 9773 code for a protein of 2870 amino acids. The transcript has 15 exons.
UUGUAAUUAUCUGUAAAAUUGACUUAAUUUACUAAUUUCUUUAUUUUAUUUAAGUAAAUCCAACAUCCUUUUUUUCAAUUUCUUGUGAUUUUCCUAAUUUGUAAAGUGCUUUGGAUAAAAGCAUCCACUAAAUGAAUAAAUGUACAGUAUGUCCGAUGAAAUCUUUGUUCAUAUAAAAAGCACACUCUACAUUCCUUCAGCAGAUAGAUGGAGAGAUAUGCAAAUAUCUCACAUGUAAGUUGUAGACAUGAAGGGUUUGAGGAUCAAAAGAAUGAGUUAACAUACCUGUGGAACAACUUUGAAGAAUCAAAAUCUGUCUUCUGGGAAAAACUCACAUGAAUAUGAUGGCUUGAUAAUAUUAUUAUGAAAACCUGCACAACAGCUUUGCAUGAGUUGUGAUCUCAGUUAUUCAUCUCGACAACAAAACCACAUGACCGGAUGAAUUCAUACAGCAGUAAUACUCUUCUUAUACUCUCUUUCUUAUGAUUCCAAAUUCUACAUAACUUGAUUUUACACCAUCUUGGAUUUUUCUUGUUUUUCUCCCCUUUUUCCUCUUCCCUUGUUUCUUCGUAUCGCAACCAGCUCCUUCCGCCCUAAUGAGGAAUGAUUUGCCAAAAAGUAAAAAUUCUGCCAUCAUGUCAUUCCAAACUCUCAUAUUGUACAAUUUCUUCUUCAGUGUUCUUCAGUGUCAGUGUCUUCAGUGCAAUAAAUGCUCACAGACUUGGAAACACAUAUUUGACAUUUUGAAAUAGGUAUUACAUUACAUGAUUACUUAAAUAAUGUUGAUCAGCAAAUAGAACAUACACAGCUCUUUAAAAGUGAUAACACAGCUUACAAUAUUAUGUAGUCUGUUUUAUAAGUUUAAUCAUUUGAUCUAAAGAACCUGCAAAUAACUUAACAACGCAACACACCCUGAUCACCUGCUCUUCCAAUGAAAUAUAUUUGUGAAACUGCAUGCUUAGGGAGGAAUGCAUUGUUGUAUGAGUGGGUAAAUCCAGUUUGGUUAAGAAUGGAAAGCAAUAAUGCCACACCACUCUAUGCGAUUUGUCAUGUAACUCAAAGCUUAUAAAAACGAUGACUUGGAGGAGAGAAUGACUUUACCUAAGUUUGUCAAGAGACUAGCAGCUUAACCUGUGUGUAUGAUAACAUUCAGAUAAGCAAUGGAUUGGGUGAACUAUUUGACAGCUACCAAGAUGAGUAGAAAAGCACUGAUCAUUGCAGUGUUAAGUUUAGUAUAUUGUAGUGCUACUACAACAAAUUCAACAUCAACGAACACUACAACUACUGAAACUGCAUCAACUCAAACAUCUCCGGAGACUACAAAUACUGAAACUGUAGUUGUACAUCUCCGGAGUACAUGCAGUUGUACAUGUACAUGUGGUAAUACAUCUCCAGAGACUACAACUACUGAAAAUGCACCAACUCAGAAAUCUCCGGAGACUACAACUACUGAAACUGCAACAACUGAAACAUCAGCGGACACUUCAACUACUGAAACGGCAACAACUCAAAAAUUAGUGGACUCUACAACCACUGAACCUACAACUACUGAAACCGUAGGUUUACAUCUCCGGAGUACAUGUAGUUGUGCAUGUAGUUGUGCAUCUCAGAACACUACAACUACUGAAACUGCACCAACUCAAACAUCAGCGGACACUACAACCACUGAAACUGCAACAACUCAAACAUCAGGCCACACUACGACCAUUGAACCCGCAACGACUCAAACAUCGGCAGACAAUACAACCACUGAAACUGCAAUAACUCAAACAUCAAUGGACACUACAAUCACUGAACCAACAACAACUCAAACAUCAGUGGACACUACAACUUCUGAAACCACAACAAAUCAAACAUCAACGGACACUACAACCACUGAAAGUGAAAGAACUCAAACAGCAGCAGACACUACAACUACUGAAAAUGCAAUAACUGUCACAUUACUAGACAAUGCAACUACUGAAACUGCACAAACUCAAACAUCACCAGACACUACAACCACUGAAACCACAACAACUCAAACAUCAGCAGACACUACAACCACUGAAACUGCAAAAACUCAAACAUCAGCAGAAACUACAACAACUGAAACCGCAAAAACUCAAACAUCAGCAGACACUACAACCACAGAAACUGUAACAUCUCAAACAUCAGCAGACACUACAACCACUGAAACUACAACCACUCAAACAUCAGCUGACACUACAACCACUGAAACUGCACCAACUCAAACAUCAGCGUACACUACAACCACUGAACCCGCAACAAGUCAAACAUCAGCGGACACUACAACCACUGGAAGUGCAACAACUCAAACAUCAGCAGAAAGUACAACUAUUGAAACUGCACCAACUCAAACAUCAGCGGACACUACAACCACUGAACCUGCAACAACUCAAACAUCAGUGGACACUACAACCACUGAAAGUGCAACAACUCAAACAUCAGGAGACACUACAACUAUUGAAACUGCGCCAACUCAAACAUCAGCAGACACUACAAUUACUGAAACGGCACCAACUCUAACAUCAGUGGACACUAUAACUACGGAAUCUGCAACAACUCAAACGUCAGCAGAAACUACAACCACUGAAACCGCAACAACUCAAACAUCAGCAGACACUACAACCACUGAAUCUGCACCAACUCAAACAUCAGCAGACACUACAGCUACUGAAUCUGCACCAACUCAAACAUCAGCAGACACUACAACCACUGAAACUGCACCAACUCAAACAUCAGCGUACACUACAACCACUGAACCCGCAACAAAUCAAACAUCAGCGGACACUACAACCACUGGAAGUGCAACAACUCAAACAUCACUAGUCACUACAACCACUGAAACUGCACCAACUCAAACAACACUAGACACUACGACCACUGAAACUGCAACAACUCAAACAUCAGCAGACACUACAACCACUGAAAUCGCAACAACUCAAACAUCAGCGGACACUACAACCACAGAAACUGCACCAACUCAAACAUCAGCGGACACUACAACCACUGAACCUGCAACAACUCAAACAUCAGUGGACACUACAACCACUGAAAGUGCAACAACUCAAACAUCAGCAGACACUACAAUUACUGAAACGGCACCAACUCUAACAUCAGUGGACACUAUAACUACGGAAUCUGCAACAACUCAAACGUCAGCAGACACUACAACCACUGAAACCGCAACAACUCAAACAUCAGCAGACACUACAACCACUGAAUCUGCACCAACUCAAACAUCAGCAGACACUACAGCUACUGAAUCUGCACCAACUCAAACAUCAGCAGUGGACACUACAACCACAGAAACCGCAACAACUCAAACAUCAGCAGACACUACAACCAUUGAAACCGCAACAACUCAAACAUCAGCGGAAACUGCACCAACUCAAACAUCAGCAGAAACUACAACCAGUGAAACUGCAGCAACUCAAACAUCACCAGACACUACAACCACUGAAACCUCAACAACUCAAACAACGGCAGACACUACAACCACUGAAACCGCAAAAACUCAAACAUCAGCGGACACUACAACCACAGAAACAGCAACAACUCAAACAUCAGCAGACACUACAACCACUGAAACUGUAACAACUCGAACAUCACUAGACACUACAACCACUGACUCAGCAACAACUCAAACAUCAGCAGACACUACAAAAACAGAAACAGCAACAACUCAAACAUCAGCAGAGACUACAACCACUGAAACCGCAACAACUCAAACAUCAGCAGACACUACAACCACUGAAACUGUAACAACUCAAACAUCACUAGACACUACAAAAACUGAAACAGCAACUCAAACAUCAGCAAACACUACAACCACUGAAACCGCAACAAGUCAAACAUCAGCGGACACUACAACCACUCAAACAACAAACACUCAAACAGCAGCAGACACUACAACCACCGAAACCGCAACAACUCAAACAGCAGCAGACACUACAUCCACAGAAACGGCAAUAACUCAAACAUCAGCAGACACUACAACCACUGAAACCACAAGUCAAACAUCAACAGAAACUACAACCACUGAAACUGCAGCAACUCAAACAUCACUAGACACUACAAUCACUGACUCAGCAACAACUCAAACACCAGUGGACACUACAACCACUGAAACAGCAACCACUGAAACCGCAACAACUCAAACAUCACCAGAAACUACAACCAGUGAAACUGCAGCAACUCAAACAUCAGUGGACACUAUAACCACUGAAACAGCAACCACUGAAACCGCAACAACUCAAACAUCACCAGAAACUACAACCAGUGAAACUGCAGCAACUCAAACAUCAGCGGACACUACAACCACAGAAACAGCAACAACUCAAACAUCAGCAGACACUACAACCACUGAAACUGUAACAACUCAAACAUCACUAGAAACUACAACCACUGACUCAGCAACAACUCAAACAUCAGUGGGCACUACAAAAACUGAAAUAACAACAACUCAAACAUCAGCGGACACUACAACCACUGAAACCGCAACAAGUCAAACAUCAGCGGACACUACAACCACUGAAACCGCAACAACUCAAACAUCAGUGGACACUAUAACCACUGAAACUGCACCAACUCAAACAUCAGCAGACACUACAAUCACUGAAACUGCAACAACUCAAACAUCAGCAGACACUACAACCACUGAAACUGCAACAACUCAAACAUCAGUGGACACUACAACCACAGAAACUGCACCAACUCAAACAUCAGCAGACACUACAACCAUUGAAACCGCAACAACUCAAACAUCAGCGGAAACUACAACCACAGAAACUGCACCAACUCAAACAUCAGCAGAAACUACAACCAGUGAAACUGCAGCAACUCAAACAUCAGCGGACACUACAACCACAGAAACAGCAACAACUCAAACAUCAGCAGACACUACAACCACUGAAACUGUAACAACUCAAACAUCACUAGACACUACAACCACUGACUCAGCAACAACUCAAACAUCAGCAGACACUACAACCACUGAAACUGUAACAACUCAAACAUCACUAGACACUACAACCACUGACUCAGCAACAACUCAAACAUCAGCAGACACUACAACCACUGACUCAGCAACAACUCAAUCAUCACCAGACACUACAACCACUGAAACUCCAACAACUCAAACAUCAGCAGACACAACAACCACAGACACAGCAACAACUCAAACAUCAGCAGACACUACAACCACUGAAACUGUAACAACUCAAACAUCACUAGAAACUACAACCACUGAAUCAGCAACAACUCAAACAUCAGUGGGCACUACAAAAACUGAAACAGCACCAACUCAAACAUCAGCGGACACUACAACCACUGAAACCGCAACAAGUCAAACAUCAGCGGACACUACAACCACUCAAACAACAAACACUCAAACAGCAGCAGACACUACAACCACUGAAACCGCAACAACUCAAACAGCAGCAGACACUACAACCACAGAAACUGCAACAAAUCAAACAUCAGCAGACACUACAACCACUGAAAUCGCAACAACUCAAACAUCAGUGGACACUACAACCACAGAAACUGCAACAACUCAAACAUCAGCAGACACUACAACCACUGAAACCACAACAAGUCAAACAUCAACAGACACUACAACCACUGAAACUGCAACAACUCAAACAUCACUAGACACUACAACCACUGAAACCACAACCACUGAAACCGCAACAACUCAAACAUCACCAGACACUACAACCACUGAAACCACAACAACUCAAACAUCACUAGUCACUACAACCACUGAAACUGCAGCAACUCAAACAACACUAGACGCUACAACCACUGAAACCGCAACCACUGAAACCGCAACAACUCAAACAUCACCAGACACUACAACCACUGAAACCACAACAACUCAAACAUCAGCAGACACUACAACCACAGAAACUUCAACAACUCAAACAUCAGCGGACACUACAACCACUGAACCUGCAACAACUCAAACAUCAGCGGACACUACAACCACUGAACCUGCAACAACUCAAACACCAGUGGACGCUACAACCACUGAAACCGCAACAACUCAAACAUCACUAGACGCUACAACAACUGAAACAGCAAAAACUCAAACAUCAGCAGACACUACAACCACGGAAAGUGCAACAACUCAAACAUCAGCAGACACUACAACCACUGAAACUGCAGCAACUCAAACAUCAGCGGACACUACAAUCACUGACUCAGCAACAACUCAAACACCAGUGGACGCUACAACCACUGAAACCGCAACAACUCAAACAUCACUAGACGUUACAACAACUGAAACAGCAAAAACUCAAACAUCAGCAGACACUACAACCACUGAAACUGCAACAACUCAAACAUCAGCAGACACUACAACCACGGAAAGUGCAACAACUCAAACAUCAGCGGACCCUGCAACAACUCAAACAUCAGCAGACACUACAACCACUGAAACUGCAACAACUCAAACAUCAACAGACACUACAACCACUGAACCUGCAACAACUCAAACAUCAGCAAACACUACAACCACUGAAACUGCAGCAACUCAAACAUCACUAGACACUACAAUCACUGACUCAGCAACAACUCAAACACCAGUGGACGCUAAAACCACUGAAACCGCAACAACUCAAACAUCAGCGGACACUACAACCACAGAAACUGCAACAACUCAAACAUCACUAGACGCUACAACAACUGAAACAGCAACAACUCAAACAUCAGCAGACACUACAACCACUGAAAUCGCAAAAAUUCAAACAUCAGCAAACACUACAACCACUGAAACCACAACAAGUCAAACAUCAGCGGACACUACAACCACUCAAACAACAAACACUCAAACAUCAGUGGACACUACAAACACAGAAACUGCAACAACUCAAACAUCAGCAGACACUAAAACCACUGAAACUGCAACAAGUCAAACAUCAGCGGACACUACAACCACUGAAACCGCAACAAGUCAAAAAUCAGCGGACACUACAACCACUGAAACAACAAACACUCAAACAUCACCAGACACUACAACAACUGAAACCGCAACAACUCAAACAACAGUGGACACUACAACCACUGAAACCGCAACAACUCAAACAUCAGCAGACACUACAACCACUGAAAUUGCAACAACUCAAACAUCAGCAGACACUACAACCACAGAAUCUGCAAAAACUCAAACAUCAGCAGACACUACAACUACUGAAACUGCAACAACUCAAACAACACUAGACACUACAAUCACUGACUCAGCAACAACUCAAACACCAGUGGACACUACAACCACUGAAACCGCAACAACUCAAACAUCACCAGACACUACAACCACUGAAACCACAACAACUCAAACAUCACUAGUCACUACAACCACUGAAACUGCACCAACUCAAACAACACUAGACACUACAACCACUGAAACUGCAACAACUCAAACAUCAGCAGACACUACAACCACUGAAAUCGCAACAACUCAAACAUCAGCGGACACUAAAACCACUGAAACUGCAACAACUCAAACAUCACCAGACACUACAACCACUGAAACUGCAACAACUCAAACAUCACCAGACACUACAACCACUGAAACUGCAACAACUCAAACAGCAGCUGACACUACAACCACUGCAACUGCAGCAACUCAAACAUCAGCAGACACUACAACCACUGAAACAGCAACAACUCAAACAUCACCAGACACUACAACCACUGAAACUGCAACAACUCAAACAUCACCAGACACUACAACCACUGAAACUGCACCAACUCAAACAACACUAGACACUACGACCACUGAAACUGCAACAACUCAAACAUCUGCGGACACUACAACCACAGAAACUUCAACAACUCAAACAUCAGCGGACACUUCAACCACUGAAACUGCAACAACUCAAACAUCAGCAGACACUACAACCACUGAAAUCGCAACAACUCAAACAUCACCAGACACUACAACCACAGAAACUGCAACAACUCAAACAUCACUAGACACUACAACCACAGAAACUGCAACAACUCAAACAUCAAUGGACACUACAACUACUGAAACUGCAACAACUCAGCCAACUGAAACAUCUACAGUUCUUGUUAUGUUUUCCAGCAAUGAAGAUUUUGACCCACAACUGGAAAAUCAAACUUCUGUUGCCUUUAAUGAAAGAAAAAAUCGAGUUAAUGUUGAGAUUAAUGCAAUCUUUAGAAGGACAUUCAGUGGCUCCUAUGUUGGACUGACAGUUAUUCGGUUCUUUCGUGGAUCAAUCAUCACUGAAAUGAAAGUAAUAUUUAUAAAUGUACCCAAAUCUAAUCUGAUCUCUGAAAGUAUUUUAAAUAGUACCACCACUCUUAACAUCACCAGUGUAAAUGUUACAACCACAACCAGUCCUACUGCAUCUACAACCACAACCAGUCCUUCUACAACAACCACAACCAUUCCUGCUACAACUACAACAACAACCACAACCAGUCCUACUACAACUACAACCACAACCAGUCCUACAACAACAACCACAACCAGUCCUACUACAACUACAAGCAGUCCUACUACAACUACAACCACAACCAGUCCUACAACAACAACCACAACCAGUCCUACUACAACUACAAGCAGUCCUACUACAACUACAACCACAACCAGUCCUUCUACAACAACCACAACCAGUCCUACAACAACAACCACAACCAGUCCUACUACAACUACAAGCAGUACUACUACAACUACAACCACAACCAGUCCUUCUACAACAACCACAACCAGUCCUACAACAACAACCACAACCAGUCCUACUACAACUACAAGCAGUCCUACUACAACUACAACCACAACCAGUCCUACAACAACAACCACAACCAGUCCUACUACAACUACAACUACAACUACAACCAAACCAACGACCACACAAACAACAACAACAACAACAACAACAACAACAAUAACAACGCCCACCACAACCACAACCACAACCACACUACCACCAAGACCUCUGCCAUCAGUAGCCUUACAGAUUGUCAUUCUGGACACAUAUGUUCUAGAGCUUCUAAUCCCGCAAAGUCCACAAUUUAUAACCCUAGCCACAAAGGUAGUGAGGGCGUUUGAUGAAGUCUACAAAACAAAGUAUGGGGAUCUUUUCAUCAAGACCAAUGUGCUUGCAUUCGUAGCUGUUUCCAAAACCCGGGCAGAACAAAAUGUACAGGCAGAUGUUGAGUUAGUGUUUAAUGAAAAGUCAACUGAAACCAUCCCCAGCAGCACUGCCAUUGUGGAGACUCUGAAAGAAGCAGUUAGAGCUCAAAACUCAACCUUCAACCUUACUGUUGAUUUCAACACUAUUAUUGUCGUUAAAUCACCACAGAAAAUUCCAGUGACAAUCCUGACUGAAGGAACCUUUGUGACUGCUCUUUCAAAAAAAAGUUCACCUGAAUUUCAGAACAGGGCAAUAACGAUAAAAACAGAGCUUGAACCCUUUUUCUUUGCUGAUUACCCUGGAUCAUUCAGUACCUUAACCAUAACAAACUUCAGUGAUGCAGGUGUAAGAACAAAGAGUGUGCCCGUGAUCCGGAACUCCAUAGAUCUUACAUUUACAGCGGAGGCCAUUCUACCCAAUAGCAACCAGAUAGUGAACACUAUAGUUAGAGCAGCCAAAAACAACUCGUUACCCUUCCAUAUCUUCACGUCGGAAAUUGUGAUAAAUAGUACAGCAGUUUCAUCAGCGGAAGUCAGCAGCAAGAUCAGUGUGUUGACUGCUUUAGUCCUGGUUACUGUGUCACUUCUGGUCCCAUGGUUUGAUUGACCAUAACUACACAUCCCAACAUUACUGAUUCAGACAGGCUGACUUUGAAGAAGGAAGACCUUGAAGAGUCAGGAAAUGAGCUUUGAUGAGCAAAAGGAUGAAGUAUUUCAAUGAUUAUGAAACCUGUAAAACAGCUUGGAAGAAUGAAAAAUAUUUACAGGGUGUGACAUCAGAAACGUCUGAUGGAAAAACGCACAGAUAAGAAGGUCUGAUAAUAUUACAUAUAAAAACCUGUACAAAACAAUACUUUGCCAUAAUUGGUUUUUCUCAUUUUCUAAGCAUCCUUCUUAGUUUCUUAGCUACAUAAUAUAUAACAGGCAUGUUUAAUGCAAAAUUAUCUGUAUCAUACCAGUAUUUUCUAAAUUAUUUAUUCUAGCAAAUAAAAUAUCUAUCCAAUAUUUCUGAUGUUAAUUUAAUGCAAACCUAAAGGUCUUUUUCAUGAGAAAUGUAUUGGGUAACACUUUAGAAUAACUCACGCUAUGAAGCAUUAGUUAAGCAUUAGUA